AUGAGUAACAAAGUAAUUUUAGAAGAGGAAGAGUAUGUAGAGGCACUUGGUCAGAUAAUUGAGCGUGACUUCUUUCCAGACCUUCCUAAGCUCAAAAGGCAGACAGAGUUGUUGCAAGAUGAAGAACAUUUGACAUGUACAAACAAGACAUUACGUGUCGAAUCCACUAGAGGCAUUACAUUGAUGCAUAGCAAUCUGAGCGGCUCAGGAUGGGACCAUCCAACUGACCGGUCAAUCAAAAAUGACUUGGAGCGGUACGAAGAGGACAAAGAUGCUGACAACAAUGCUAACGCUUUAAUGACAUUGAACCACUUUGUCGCGACUCACACAUCCGAGGACAACGAAUCGUUCAAUGAACUGCAAGAAAAAGCAGUGAAAGACCAUCGGCGACGGUACCAUUGGGCAUUUGAUGAUAACGAGGAAAAGGGUGAUCCGAAGCUGCACUUAUUAACGGAUGGGACGUGGAUCUCACAUGAGCAGCGGCAAAUUGCAGACGAAGCGCGGGCAUUGAAAGGACCCAAAGAUGAUAGACCAAGCGCUCCUGACACAUGGAAGUAUCGUGCAAGGAAUCCACUUUUAUUUUCACCUGAACUAGAAGCAACGGGAGAUAUCUGUGGGAUCAAAGCUGGUUCCAAAAGGCAGCUUUUACUAGUGGAAGGGGGCAAUGCUCGAAAAGUACGCUCAGUAAAGCCACCAAAGUUGAGGGAAACGAUAGUAUACGCGAAUUCAAGAUUUUCCUCGAAAGGUGCAAAAAUGGUUGAGGGUGAUAAUUCAGAAAAAUCAGCGUCACCACGCAAGGACUAUUCUUUAGUUCCAAUGACGCCGGUUAUUGCACCAGGAGUGGAUGCGAGUCCGCUGAUGACAUGGGGAGACAUUGAAGGCACUCCAACAAUUCUAGGAGCUACGCCAGCUAGAAUAUUAAAUACACCAAGUUUUGAGCUUCAAGACUCGUCACGGCGAGAAAAACUUGCCAAUCGACUGGAGGCGGAAGCUCGCCAUCGCAAUAUCAAUACGCGGCUGCUGGGUACCAAGACUCCGUCAAGAAAAGGACUGAAAGCCGAUCAAACGCCAGUAUCACGCAGUGUUCGCUCCCGCGUUUCAGGUGUUCGUUCAGUUCUACAUACCCCGCUUAGCUCAGAUACGCAGUUGAGAGCAAGCUACUCUACCCCCUUGCGACCUCCGCGCCAGUCAUCUCAUCUCAGGCGCGCAAGAUAA
Messenger RNA from Peronospora belbahrii, 1215 nucleotides. The record is from the annotation of a GenBank genome assembly. NCBI's taxonomy places the organism in Eukaryota, Oomycota, Peronosporomycetes, Peronosporales, Peronosporaceae.